Bursaphelenchus okinawaensis is the source of this 1055-nucleotide messenger RNA. Lineage: Eukaryota; Metazoa; Nematoda; Chromadorea; Rhabditida; Aphelenchoididae. The record is from the annotation of a GenBank genome assembly.
AUGGCACCAGUAGGACCAAAAUGGCUUUGGAAGUACCAAAACAAUGUUAUAUUGUGUCGAAAGCUUCCGGGAUUUGUAAGUUUUUUAAUUAAAAAAUUAGCCUACAUAUUUAAAAUGUCUUAUUAUUCCCUAUUUAGUACAAUCCUUUUCCUUGAGUACUAACAAAAAUUAAAAAUUAAUGUUUUUUUUUCUCCAACUUACAACGUAUUUGUCAUUCCAGGACCCAAUUAAAAAAUGUAUUGAUUUAACGGACGCUGGAAUAACGAAAAACGGACAUGAAAAGGUGUAUCUUGGAAAAGUGAUUAAAACAAGAAAUCUCGCCAAACCAUCUAACACUAAAAAAAUACAUGAUUCUGCGAAUUCUGAUGGAAAGUUUUUGUGCCAUUGUUGUAAAAUUUGGCGCGCAAAGGUGGGCAGGAAACCUGGUUCUAAAAAUGCUUCAAACCAGGACUGGCGUAGUUCGAAGUACACAUACCCUGAAUUAAAAAAGAAUGUACCAACACGAAGAUCAAUGCCGCCUGUCAAAGAUGUUGAUGAUGAAUCUAUUGGUUUCCGGCUAAAGCGGGUGGCUGCUAAUGGUAAGUUUUGUAAAACACUUUGAUAUAUACUUACUUACUUUUACCAUUAAAUGAUACUUAUUCUUAUAUUUUUUAAUUCCAGAAGGUACGAUAGUAAAACGGAAGGAUAGGAAACGAAGUAAAACGGAAAAUGGUGACAACACGGUCUUAAAAACCAGUCAGAACGUUGAUUAUGUAGCAAAACGCCUUCAAAUUAAAACAAGUGUUCCUACCUUCGAUGAAAAUCGAAAUCUGACGUUACCAGAUCAACUAAUAUCACCGUCAUUUACUUGCGAUAUUAUAUCUGUAAACCCAAUUUUUGAAGUUACAAAGAGCAUUAGUGAGAAUGGAGAUGACAACAGUAUUGUAGACGAUCAAAGAAAUGGCAUUACUACUGAAAUGUACGAAAAUCAAGGCAUUAUUGCAGUCGAAAAAGGUGAUAAUGCGUCAGUCGCAACUAGAAAGUCUUUGGUACCUUACGAUCUUGAAGAUAGCUGA